UGGGGGGGAUGGGAACCCCGAGGCCUGGGAGGCGCUAUCGCAAUGCAAGUCUCCGCUUGGGUGGCCCAUCAAUCACACCAAACGUUAAACCCAGGGCGUCUUUAAUCCCUGCUCGUUUAUAGUUGCCCUGUCUGGGGGGGUAGAAGGAGAGGUAGUGUUUUUGCUUUGGAGGGCUUCGCGUAAACUUGACUUCUGCGGUCAAUCCCGGGGUGACAGCAGGCUUCGGAAGCCGUGGUCGGCAGCCAGGAGUUCUCAGAGGCGCCGGACCCUCUGGAAUUUUACAAACAUAAUGGGAGAUGACAUGGAAACAAAUGUUUUUUGUGGUAUCCAGACAUACCAAACAGAAGGGAUAAACGACUGGUCUUUAAGCAAUAAGGUAGUAACUGUAACACCCUCCAGACCAGAAAUGCCUUUUCAAGUCAGAGGGCAAAAGGGAAGAAUCCUUACCUCUGAAGAAGCAGAGAAGCUCAUGAAAGAUCAGACCUUAGUGUCCAAUUUUAAGCAACAGAAGCUUGAAAGUGAUGCACAGAAGAACUGGGAUUUAUUUUACAAAAGAAAUAGCACAAACUUCUUCAAAGAUAGACAUUGGACAACCAGGGAAUUUGAAGAACUUAAAGCAUGUGGAGAGUUUGAGAAUCAAAAACUAAUUGUCUUGGAAGCUGGCUGUGGAGUUGGGAACUGCUUAUUCCCUCUUUUAGAGGACGAUCUAAAUGUCUUCAUUUAUGCGUGUGAUUUCUCUCCCCGAGCGAUAGAAUUUGUGAAGCAAAAUCACUUGUACCAUACUGAACGAUGUAAAGCCUUUCAGUGUGAUCUAACGAAGGACAGUUUACUAGAGAAUAUACCAGCAGACUCUGUGGAUGUUGUAACACUGAUCUUCGUGCUUUCUGCUAUUCAUCCUGACAAGAUGCAACCAGCAUUAGAAAAUAUCUAUAAAAUACUGAAACCUGGUGGAAGCAUCUUAUUCAGAGAUUAUGGACUGUAUGAUCACACCAUGCUCCGAUUUAAAAAUGGUCACAAACUUGGAUCAAACUUUUAUGUUCGUCAAGAUGGAACAAGAUCUUUCUUCUUUUCAGAUGAAUACGUGGCACAACUCCUGACAGCUGCUGGAUAUGAAGUACUCGUCAAUGAAUAUGUGUUCCGUGAAACUGUUAAUAAGAAGGAAGGUCUUUGUGUUCCAAGGGUUUUUCUUCAGUGCAAGUUUAAGAAGCCAGAUAGAAACAGAAUAGAUUUAACCUGUUGAACAGUUAGUGCUGCUCUCUUUUUGAAGUUAAGUUACAAUGUUUGACCUUUCCAUCUUGUAUAUGGAACCCUAGCAGAAUGUAAAGACAGAGAAAUGUACUCCUGGCACUCUGCCAAGACUGCAAUGUGAAUGGUUUCUUAAAAAUCUGAAGUAGGAGCAAGGGAUAAGAUGGUGAUCUCAGCUGCUCUGCUGCCUGGGUGAGCAUUGCUGAGUUGAGGCUCAAUGUAUCACUACCCAGGUUCAGGAAAGUUAGAAGGGAGAGGAACUCCAGGGCUACUCUUGUGGGCUGCUUAAUGGCAGACUGUGCAGCACUGAUUUGAAUAUAAAUGAGCUGACUAUCUGCCAAAACGGUUCAGCUGAGUCCAAGGAGACCAAAGAUCUCACUAAUUAAAAUUAGAAAUCGCUUAUAUUUGCAAAAAAAAGUUAAAAUUAUUGUAUUGCGUGAUAUCUGAUUGGAAUUUUUGGAAGUCCUACACCUCUUCUAAUCUAUUUCACUUUUAUAAAGUAUGUGAUGAUGGAGGUUUUAUAAACUUGUGAUAUUUGCUAUUCAUUUGAAUAAAGUACUGUUUUUAAACACA
Messenger RNA from Chiloscyllium plagiosum (whitespotted bambooshark), 1818 nucleotides. RefSeq names its product methyltransferase 6, methylcytidine (gene mettl6). Lineage: Eukaryota; Metazoa; Chordata; Chondrichthyes; Orectolobiformes; Hemiscylliidae. The record is from RefSeq and is a predicted model, not a curated record.